Peromyscus californicus insignis is the source of this 999-nucleotide messenger RNA. RefSeq names its product pregnancy-specific glycoprotein 22-like. Gene Ontology annotation, cellular component: external side of plasma membrane. NCBI's taxonomy places the organism in Eukaryota, Metazoa, Chordata, Mammalia, Rodentia, Cricetidae. Gene Ontology annotation, biological process: T cell activation. The record is from RefSeq and is a predicted model, not a curated record. Bases 1 to 999 code for a protein of 332 amino acids. The transcript has 4 exons.
AUGGAAGCCUCCAUUUUAACCUGCUGGCACCUUUCCGCCACUGACCAUAUCACCAUUAAAUCUGUCCCAUCCCAAGUGGCCAAUGGAGACAACGUCCUUCUUCUUGUCAACAAACUGCCAGAAGAUCUUCUAAACUUUGCCUGGUUUAAAGGCGAGUCAGGCAUGAACCUUGGAAUUGCAAUAUAUGCACCAGACAGAGAUUUAAUCAUGCAAGGGCCUGGAUAUAGCGGUAGAGAGACAGUGUACCGCAAUGGAUCCCUGCUGAUCCAAAAUGUCAAUGAGAAGGACACAGGACUCUACACCCUGCAAACCUUAAAUGAACAUGGAGAUGUUCUGUCAGUAACAACUAUGCGCCUGCAUGUGUACCCCUCCAUUUCUCUGUGUUGUAACCUUCUCACUUCUUCCCAAACCAUGAUCCAACCGGUGCCUCGGUUUCCUGCUGAAGGGGAAGGCGUACUUCUCCAAGUUCAUAAUCUUCCAGAAGAUCUGCUAAACUUUGUCUGGUACAAAUCAAAGUAUGGGACCCCGGUCCUUAAAAUUGUAGAAUACAGCAGAGAUAUGAAUUCCGUCUUCUGGGGGCCUGCAUACAGAGGAAGAGGGAUGGUGUACUAUAACGGAUCCCUGAUGCUCCAGAAUGUCACUGAGAAGGAUGCAGGAAUAUACACACUGGAAGUUUUAAAGAAGAAUUCCAAAAUUGAAAAAGCAUCCGUGGAAUUUAAUGUAAAGAAGAAUGUGUCACAGCCCUUUGUGCGAGUCACUGACACCACAGUCGAAGGACGCAGAUCUGUGACCUUCACCUGCAUCUCACCCGACACUGAUAUCUCCAUCCGUUGGAUCUUCAACAACCGGAGUCUGCAUCACUUAGAAAGGGUGACUCUGUCCCCUACAAAGUGUGGACUCAGAAUAGAUUCUGUUGGGCGGGAGGAUGCAGGAGAGUAUAAGUGUGAGGUCACCAAUGGCGUCAGUUUGAAGACCAGUCUCCCAGUCUGGUGGCCAUGA